UCAAGGGAGAAUGUUCAAGAUCACAAAUCUGGCUUUGCGAUUCCUGGAGUUGAUAGCACCCCAGUCAGUAAGACUGAUGAAACUGACGAGGCUUGGAGCACCAUAAGUCUACGCUUACCAGAAGCCAUUCGUCGACUUUUAGUAAGCGCAAAACGUCUGGCUGCCAGCUGUUAUCCAACACCUUCAUCCCAAUCACCUUAUUCGCUCAUAUCAGAAGACGCAACUGGUGUGAGUAACCAAACUGUGAAUUCACCUUGGCAGAAGCCUGAAAGUCAACAGUGUUCGCUAAUGCCUGACCCUAAACUCAGGCAGUCUAUCGUCCAGGAGGUCCAAAGCGAAUCAGAUAAGAAAGCAGAUAUCAUUGAAAAAACUACUUCGAUAGAGAAUAGUGCCUACAAAGAUGACUCCGAGAUUUUGGCUUCUGCUGGGCCAGUAUUAAUGGCAGAGACUAGUCCCGGAUCGGCAAGUUUAUCUAGGGUCCGUACUGAAUUCCAUUCUCAGCUGAAAUUGGACAGCUUCGGCCUCCCAGGCUACAGUCUAUUCAAUGUACGAGCUGUCAUGGGUCCGGUUUCCCCUCAGGCGGUGAGUUAA
Molecule: messenger RNA, 591 nt
Organism: Protopolystoma xenopodis
Lineage: Eukaryota; Metazoa; Platyhelminthes; Monogenea; Polystomatidea; Polystomatidae
Source: the annotation of a GenBank genome assembly